Messenger RNA from Magnolia sinica, 1573 nucleotides. RefSeq names its product GDSL esterase/lipase 7-like. The record is from RefSeq and is a predicted model, not a curated record. Lineage: Eukaryota; Viridiplantae; Streptophyta; Magnoliopsida; Magnoliales; Magnoliaceae. Bases 428 to 1573 code for a protein of 381 amino acids. The transcript has 5 exons. Gene Ontology annotation, molecular function: hydrolase activity, acting on ester bonds.
UGGAGCCUGGAAGUCCAUUAGGUUCAAAUUUCUAUUCAUCUUUGCUAUGUAAAAACUACUGUAAUCUGAUGGUCCUCAACAUCUGUCCCUUGACCUAUCUUUGAUGAAUGAUCUUGCCCAUCCAUCUUCGCCUGCCAUUGACUUUAUGGUUUUGAUCAUCCAAGCAAUAAGAUUUUUUCUCGAGGAAGAACUAGGUGCAUGGAAAGGUUUCCUUAUGCCUAGCCCACUGGAUCAUUUCUUUUCUUUAAUUAGCAAAUUUAAUAAUUGGGGAUUGAUGCAUGGGCCAUGUGCGGCAAGGCUCGUCGUGUCAACUGUUUGUACAACUAGGCCAUGGGCCCCACUUGUAGAAACUUAGAUACCAAACGUUCUUGCUACCUCUAUAUAAAGACCUAUCCUUCAAUCCAAAUUAGAUUCAGAUCUUCUGGGCAUGAAACCAGUGAAUAUGAAGAAGAGCUCCAUUUUUACCCUCUUCCUCUUCUUAAGCCUCCUCCUCAAUUCAUUAUCAGCAAAAUCUGUGGAAGAGCCACUUGCACCGGCUCUUUAUGUAUUCGGGGACUCUCUAACCGAUAGUGGCAACAACAACGGUCUGCCGACGCAAGCUAAAGCUAAUUACACUCCAUAUGGUAUUGAUUUCGUCGGCGGGGUCACAGGAAGAUUCACCAAUGGCAAUACAUUUACAGAUAUCAUCGCUCUGUUGCUUGGGCUACCGUUUGCCCCACCAUACUUGGGCCUUUCAGAGGCUGAGAGAUCAAAAAUCAUAACAGGUCUGAACUACGCAUCUGGCUCCGCAGGCAUUCUUCCAGAGACAGGAAGCAGUUUGGGAAAGAAUAUUCCGCUCGGGAAACAGAUUAAAUACUUCAAAAGGACAGUUGAAAAAGAUCUUCCACAGAAUUUCAAGGAGCCACAAGACCUUUUCAAGCACUUAUGCGAGUCCAUUUUCAUCGUCUCAAUUGGAGGCAAUGACUACCUCAACAACUAUCUACAACCAGAUUACUAUAAUUCUAGCAAACACUUUACUCCUGAAAGAUUUGCUCGAUUUUUGGUGCAUAGAUUAUCUCAUCAUUUGAAGACAUUGUAUAAACUUGGAGCACGGAAAAUCGUUGUAUUUGAUAUUGGCCCAAUUGGGUGUUCGCCGAGCAUAACAAACGCAGUAGAUUUCAACAAAGCUUGCGUGGAAGAAGUAAAUCAACUUGUAUUGGAAUACAAUCGCCUGCUUCCACUUCUAGUGAAGAAACUAAAAUUACUCCCAGGAUCCAAUUUCGUUCAAGGUCUAACUUUCGCAUCUGGCUACGACGCCCACCAAAAUCCUUCCAAAUACGGUUUCAAAUACACGAACAUACCAUGCUGUGUCGUCAGCAACCAUGGGACCACAGCUUGCCUUCCCGAUCAACCACCGUGCCAGGACAGGGACCAAUAUCUCUUUUGGGAUGCAUUCCACCCGACUCAAGCUGCAAAUGCCUUGAUCGCUGUCGGAUGCUUCAACCAGUCCACCAUAUGCACUCCAAUGAAUAUCCAACAGUUGUGCAGGUUUAAGGAAGCUAAUACAGCUUCUAAUAAGAUAUUAGUGGUUUGA